Sporothrix schenckii 1099-18 is the source of this 369-nucleotide messenger RNA. RefSeq lists its product as uncharacterized. Lineage: Eukaryota; Fungi; Ascomycota; Sordariomycetes; Ophiostomatales; Ophiostomataceae. The transcript has a single exon. Bases 1 to 369 code for a protein of 122 amino acids. The record is from RefSeq and is a predicted model, not a curated record.
AUGGGUGGUGGCACGUACUCAUCCAAAACGGAUAUGGGCCGCCAUCGCGUGCUGGGUGAGGGCGGCGUCUGGGCUAACGUUGCAGCAGCGAUUGAGCGGCGUGUGCAGUGUCUCGACGGCGGUAAGCAGCACAAAGCGCCGCCCAGUGCACCGGCUCCUGGUCUUGACGCUCUCAUCCGGACGGCCUGGGUGGCCCUGCCGGCCUGGCCAGCCAUCCGUGGUGUGGAUAAGGCCAUGCAGAUCGUGCCAUGCGGCAAACUGCAGAAUCCAGGUUGGCGAUGCGAUGCAGAUGAUAGGGCGACGAGAAAGGCAAUCUUUGGGGGCCGACAGCGGUGCCAAGCUGUCAAGCUGUUUUCAAGUGUAUUGUAG